UCAGUCGUUUCUUCUCAUGACUUACAGGGUAUGAAGUUGGUAUGCUUUUCAUGAACGCUGAGGAAUCUAUUCCCCGAACAGAGCAUGAUUCAGCGAAGUCAAUGAAGCUAAUCUUUUAUGGCACCCUGGUUUGGUUCUAAGUGAUAACACCUCAGCUGUAGUAAAGUCUGUGUCAUGGGUUUCCUCUCCGCUCCCACAGUCCACUCCCUGACUCCUUCUGAGAGCGGGUACAGUGAGGAGAUAAGAGUAAUGUUUGCUCUCUAUUGUUUGUUUGACUUGUGACCCUUGUGACACUCCACCUGGGGAGGUAUGCUUGUAUAAAGAUGUGCUGGCUGGGAUAACAGCUCAGCAGAAGAUCAGAGGACUCUUGCACACUCCACUACACUGCAGUUAUGGCGUGUGGUUCUUUACAGUCCUCACUAGGUGAAGUGUGGAUGUCUCGAAUAAUGCAUGGCGGCGGUGAGGGAUCACUGGACCGGCUUCUCCCCUCGGUGAGCAGCGGCCUGUCAGCCAGGAAACGGACCACCAGCCAGUGUAAGUCCGAGCCUCCGCUCCUGCGCACGUCCAAGAGAACCAUCUACACCGCUGGCCGGCCGCCGUGGUACAACGAGCAUGGAACACAGUCCAAAGACGCUUUUGUGAUCGGCCUGUGUGGCGGCAGCGCCUCAGGAAAGACGACUGUAGCCAGGAAAAUCAUCGAGGCCCUAGAUGUGCCCUGGGUCGUUCUACUUUCGAUGGACUCUUUUUACAAGGUCCUGUCCCCGGAGCAGCAGGUCCUGGCCGCCAGCAACGACUAUAACUUUGACCAUCCCGACGCCUUUGACUUUGACUUGCUGACGCACACCCUGCGCAAACUCAAACAGGGCAAGAGCGUGAAAAUCCCCGUGUACGACUUCACAACUCACGGGAGGCAGAAGGAGUGGAAAACCGUAUAUGGCGCCAGUGUCAUUAUCUUUGAAGGAAUCAUGUCCUUUGCUGACAAACAGCUUCUGCAGUUGCUGGACAUGAAGAUCUUCGUGGACACCGACUCCGACAUCCGGCUGGUGCGCCGGUUGAGGAGGGACAUCACGGAGAGGGGCCGCGACAUCGAGGGCGUCAUCAAACAGUACAACAAGUUUGUGAAGCCCGCCUUCGAGCAGUACAUUGAGCCCACCAUGCGGCUGGCGGACAUCGUGGUCCCACGUGGCGGUGGAAACAUGGUGGCCAUCGAUUUGAUUGUGCAGCACGUUCACAGUCAGCUGGAAGAGAGGAAACUUCGCUGGGAUAUGGCAGCCCUGGCUUCGGCGCACCAGGCCCAGCCCCUCCCCCAGACCCUCAGCGUGCUGGAGAGCACCCCCCAAGUCAGGGGCAUGCACACCAUUAUCAGGAACAAGGAAACCAGCCGCGACGAGUUCAUCUUCUACUCCAAGAGGCUGAUGCGGCUGCUGAUCGAGCGGGCGCUCUCCUUCCUGCCGUCGCAGGUCCGCGUAGUCCAGACCCCCCAGGGAGAGGAUUAUGAGGGGAAGGCUUUCCACGGGAAGAGGAUCACAGGCGUGUCCAUCCUGCGAGCCGGGGAGACCAUGGAGCCGGCGCUGAGGGCCGUGUGCAAAGACGUCCGCAUCGGCAAAAUCCUCAUCCAGACCAACCAGGACACGGGAGAACCGGAGCUGCAUUAUCUGCGUCUGCCCAAAGACAUCGGCGAGGACCACGUGAUUCUGAUGGACUGCACCGUGUCCACCGGGGCCGCCGCCAUGAUGGCCGUACGAGUCCUCCUGGAUCACGACGUUCAGGAGGACAAGAUCCUCCUGGUGUCGCUGCUCAUGGCGGAGAUGGGCGUCCAUUCUGUGGCCUACGCUUUCCCACAGGUCAAAAUCAUCACCACGGCCGUGGACAAGAAGGUCAACGACCUCUUCCACAUCAUACCCGGUAUCGGAAACUUUGGGGAUCGAUACUUCGGAACGGACGCGCCUCCUGACUGGAGCGACGAGGAGAUGGACGAGCCCAGCUGCUGAUUAAAGUAUCGACGGGGCUGAUCCAGGGCCGCGGUCUGGAGUGGACAAUAAGGGGACGUGAAGAGUGUGUCUGGUCGCCACACGCCUCCUCCAGCGUCCUGCAGAAUCAAGUGAAAACAGAAAAAACAAGAAUGAUCAAGAAUGAUGUUAUUUAACCCUGUGGACGCUGCGUCUGAAAUAUCUUUAUUUGUAUAUUAUGUUACAAAAUUGACUUUUUUUUUGUGCCUAAAACGUGACAAGCUUUUGAAACGCUUUGAGGAGAAUUCUCUUGCCUUAAGCCGUGCACUGUGGAGCGACAAUUGAAUGUGAAUUUGCACGAGGAAAAAAAAAAAGAAGAAGAAGAAGAAAAAGAAGAAGCUUUUCGGGUUAUUUUUCACCACAUACCUUCCUCACAACUUUCACAAAAAGUAAAAUCGGAACAUGAACUCGAGUUGCUCAACUUCCAUCGCCAUGAGCGCUUUCUGAAGGACCAUUCAAUUGGAAAAUGUGUAGGUGUAUCUGUCUUUUUUUUUUUUUUUUUUUUUUAGCUCUCCGGUUCAGGCUUUUCCUUCACUGCGGAUGCUGACCUAACCAUUUGAAAAGGAUGUUGAAAACCGUUUUACAUUAUACAGCUUUAAGUACGUACUUGUGGCGUGUAUUUAUGCAGAAUUUGUUCCUCAUUUGCAUAUUUUUUUACUAUGGAUGGACCCGAGGAGGCAGCGGCUCAGUCACAUUGCUGCCGUGCUGCUCUGAAAAUGGGUCGUCUGCAUUUAACAAACACAGAUGAAGUGUUUAUCUCCGCUGUACGUGUCGUGAUUUUUUUUUUUUUGCCUUUAUAGAUUUUAUAGACCGUUGAAGAAAAAAAUAGAACUCAUGUUAUCAGGAGGUCAAAAAGCUGUCCGAGGAGUGCCUCAAGUUUUAUUUAAUUUUUUUAUUAUUUGUUUAUUGUGAAUGGGACCGGUUUGUGAAAAUGUGUAACUAUUUAAUGCCGAGUUUCUCAGUAGUGACUCGAGGCCGUGGGGAGUUUACACAUUCUCCCUGUGUGUGUUUGUGUGUGUGACAGAGAAAGAGUGUGUGAAUAAAGUUCCAAAGUGAAAUGACUGAAACAUUGCUUUAGGGUUUAUGUAUGUUUUUUCAAAGUUCACCAAUAAUCGUCAUUUUUGAUUCAUUGUAUUUUACAGCACAUUUCAUAUCUCACUAGUAUUGUUGGAAGUUUUGGGGCAAAAAAAGAGUGUAUCAAAGGAAAAACAAAACAAAAGCUUCAUGUUUUUCUUGGGUCGGCUGUUGAAUGUGAACAGUAUUCCUCCUGAUAUCAGUUGCUUUGAGCUUCGCUUACCUGCAUGUCUCGUUUUUAAUGUUUAAUAAAAGUGCAAUAUAGAUUUGAAACGA
This is a messenger RNA of Salarias fasciatus (jewelled blenny), 3359 nucleotides long. It is a transcript of the gene uckl1b, whose product is annotated as uridine-cytidine kinase 1-like 1b. Gene Ontology annotation, molecular function: kinase activity; ATP binding. The transcript has 15 exons. Lineage: Eukaryota; Metazoa; Chordata; Actinopteri; Blenniiformes; Blenniidae. The record is from RefSeq and is a predicted model, not a curated record. Bases 393 to 1991 code for a protein of 532 amino acids.